GAUAAAAAGGGCUUGGUUCAUCAGAGAAACGGUAAUCAUAACUCGUAGAUUUCACUCCAGUUUAUGUUUUUCGGUGCUCGAAACAAUACCACAUCUCCAUUAUGGUUACUGUUAUGACGAUCGGUGGCAUUGCCUUGAAAGUGCUUAAAUUGGUGAUGAAUUUGAUAAUCCUUAUCCUGUAUCGGACCGGAUAUGGAGGAGAGUUCUUGGGGGUCGGCGGAACGUGGAACCUAAAUGAAGACAAAAAUCCGGACGCCGAGAUUGUUGCAUCCGGUGUCUUCGUAGGUUUUUUUAUCUAUACAAGUGUCGUUCUAUUGACAUACUGUUUUGGAACGACAGAACAUAAGAAGACUCUCGUGGAAAUUAUUAUGAAUUUUGUCGGAAUGUUUAUGUUCAUUGCUGUCGGAGGUACUGCAUUGCAUUAUUGGCAUGGAUACCAGUCGGAGCAUAAAUACCUUCAUGUCGCAACUGAGAGACAGAUUGGAUUAGCUCUCGGCUCUUUAUGUGUCCUAGAAGGUGCUGCAUAUUUAUUGGACACUCUAUUGAGUUUUUAUGCCUUCGCUAAAGAAGAAUUUCAUUAAUAGUUAAGGAUUCUUUUGUUUUUUUAUUUUAUUAUAGGAGGAUUUUAUAUAUAAGUAGUAUUAAAUAAAAAAUAAAAUUUGAUUAAUACGUAAAAA
Molecule: messenger RNA, 677 nt
Organism: Chelonus insularis
Lineage: Eukaryota; Metazoa; Arthropoda; Insecta; Hymenoptera; Braconidae
Gene: Ssk
Product: Snakeskin
Exons: 4
Coding region: 102-581 (159 amino acids)
Biological process (GO): septate junction assembly
Cellular component (GO): plasma membrane
Source: RefSeq, a predicted model, not a curated record